AUGAAAUCUAAGGCUGGAUUGAAUAGCCUGGUAGCAGCUGAGCUUAGCUGGACUGGAGCAUGUUACAACACAGACGUAAAAGACCCAAAUCCAGCACACAGAUCGAUCAUGGCGGACUGGGCGUCGCUUCUACCGGAGCUUGUCCAAGGCAUCGCCGACCGCGUCCUCUCCACCACUGGCGGCGUUGACACGUACAUGGACAUGAGGGCCGUCUGCCCUAAAUGGCGCUCUGCCAUCACCAGGCCAUCUCCCUUCGCCGCGGUCGCUGACCUCCGUUUCCGCCCACGUGACUGGGUCAUGAUCGACCUCACAAAUGAGAACUACGACGACAAGGAUGGCUGCCUCUUCCUUCACGUCCCCACUGGGCGCUUCCGCCGCCUGCGCCUUCCGGUGCUCCAAGGCCACCUACUCGUUGGUGUUUCCGAUGGUCUCCUCGUGCUCGGGAACAGGGAGCCCCCGCAUUCGGUUUGUGUCCUCAACCCCUUAACAUACGACAUGCUCCACUUUGCGGCGCCGUUAGAUAAACAUUUUAAGGAUGUACUUGUAAUGUAUACCGUGGUGAGCGUUGGCUUUGGUUCGACCCUGGUGCUGUGGACGGAGGGAAAGAGCAGGGUUCUAUGUGCUCAUCCAACCAGCGAUGUCUUUACAGAGAAGGAUAUUUGCAGGAGCGACAUUAGCAUGGUUACCUCCCAAGGCAAUGUCUAUUAUGCCUGUCCGGAUGGAUGGAUAUUCAAGAUUGUCGGACCAGCGGAGCAGUGUUAUGAUGAUGAGCUCGUAGCCCAGAUGUCACCGGACGUGGACCUCUAUUUAGAGGAGCAAUACGGCACACGGUCUGAACUCGUGGAGUCUGACGGGGAACUGCUGCUUGUACGCCAUGAAAAUAAUCUAGCUUUGAAAGUUUUCAAGGUCCACAUCGAGCACAAGUUGUUGGAGGAGGUCAAGAGCCUUGGUGGCUACCGUGCGUUGUUCGUUGGCAACCAGCGGUGUGUGUCUGUGGACGCGAAUAAGAUUCCGUCGGUUGAUGGUGACUGCAUAUACAUGUCUCAUUGGAUGUCUCAUUCGCUGGGUGACAAUAAUCUAGCUUCAGAAGACGACGGGUUUGCCAUGUGUGGGCAUAACAUAAGGGAUGGUACAAUGAAGAUUAUCGCGAGCGAACCAAUGCUCCAUAUCCGCCCUUUCAGCCUUGUCCAGGUUCUCUUGCAGUAAAUCUCUUGAGUCAUCAAGGUUAUGUAAACGAACCUGCUCUUGCAUUGGUGCUAC
This is a messenger RNA of Lolium rigidum, 1260 nucleotides long. RefSeq lists its product as uncharacterized. The coding region runs from base 1 to 1206 and encodes 401 amino acids. Lineage: Eukaryota; Viridiplantae; Streptophyta; Magnoliopsida; Poales; Poaceae. The record is from RefSeq and is a predicted model, not a curated record. The transcript is spliced from 2 exons.